Anopheles nili is the source of this 1196-nucleotide messenger RNA. RefSeq names its product DNA/RNA-binding protein KIN17 (gene kin17). Lineage: Eukaryota; Metazoa; Arthropoda; Insecta; Diptera; Culicidae. Gene Ontology annotation, biological process: DNA damage response; DNA replication. The coding region runs from base 1 to 1176 and encodes 391 amino acids. The record is from RefSeq and is a predicted model, not a curated record. Gene Ontology annotation, cellular component: nucleus. Gene Ontology annotation, molecular function: double-stranded DNA binding. The transcript has a single exon.
AUGGGGAAAGGAAAAGCCGAAGUUGGCACCCCUAAGUAUUUAGCCAACAAAAUGAAAGCCAAAGGUUUGCAGAAACUGCGCUGGUACUGCCAAAUGUGUGAAAAACAGUGCCGUGAUGAAAACGGAUUUAAAUGUCACACCAUGAGCGAAUCACAUCAAAGACAAAUUUUAUUGUUCGCUGAUAACGCGGGACGCUUCAUUGAUAGUUUUUCAUCAGAAUUCUUAACAGGAUAUUUGCAAAUAUUACGACGCCAGUUUGGCACCAAGCGGGUAGCAGCAAACAAGGUGUACCAAGAAUAUAUUGCAGACCGCCACCAUCUUCACAUGAACGCCACAAAGUGGCACUCAUUGUCAGAUUUUGUAAAGUUCUUGGGUCGUAAUGGUCAUUGUGUUGUAGACGAAACCGAUAAAGGAUGGUUUAUCACUUACAUCGAUCGCGACCCGGAGACUCUGGCUAUGCAGGAAAAAAUGGCAAAAAAACAAAAAAUGGAUAAAGAUGAUGCUGAAAGGUUAGCAGAAUUCAUUGAAGGACAAGUCCAUCGUGGCAAAACAGAUACUAAGUCCACCAGUAGUUCUUGUUUUUCCGAAUUGAAAAGAGAAAACGAAGAUGAUACUAUUAAAAUUGAUUUCAAAUUGACUAGCAACAAUCCACAAUCCUCCACUACAUCAGCCGUGAUCGACAAAAAUUCUAUAGCUAUGGAAAGAGGUGCAAAAAAAGAAACAACGAAAAAACGUUAUUUGGCUGAUGGCGAGAAAAAAAAAUCAACUUUGGCAGAGCUUAUCAACGAAGAAGAAACAAAAAAAGAGAAAAGAAAUCGUAAAGAAUAUUGGCUGGCAGACGGCAUUGUAGUUAAACUUAUUACUAACUCUUUGGGUCAGAAAUAUUACAAAGCAAAAGGAGUUGUGGUGGAGGUAGUCGACAAAUUCCGAGCGGUGAUUAAGUUACUUGAAACUGGCGAAAAAAUAAAAGUAGACCAAGCGCACCUGGAAACCGUAAUACCUGCGGUAGAGAAAAAAGUCUUAGUUUUAAAUGGAGCCUAUCGUGGUUGUACAGCGAUUUUAAAAGCCAUUAAUACAGAGCUCUAUAGUGUACAGAUAGAAAUAGCUUCAGGGCCGUUGAAAGGGCGAAUAGUAAAUAAUGUAGCGUACGAGGAUAUAAGUAAACUGUUUGUUUAAAUAGCCGAUCACGCACAGAU